GUGAAUGAACCAAAUCAUCCGUGUUUAUUAUCGAAAAGAAAAUCUGAAACCGAAUCAAUAAAAAAAAACUUUAUUUAUCAUUCAUUUGAAUUUUUUUUAAAAUUAUGAAUGAAAUGAACGAGUCUAAAUCUGAUGACGUUGAAUUAUUAUCUAAUGGUAAUAAUCGUCUUGAUUGCCGUUGUAAAGUUACUGGUUGUAAUUCAUUAAUAUUUCGUACUGAUACGGCACCAUUACAUCGCCAAGAGCAAAAAUUACCAUUAGGUGAUCAUGUGGAUACCAUAUCAACAUUCUGGCGUCUAGAUGAUGUAUUUAAAUUUGAAAAUGUAACAUUUACAAAAGAAACUGAAACAGAAAAUGGUAAAAUAAAAUAUUUAGCCUGUUGUGAUUGUGAAUAUGGUCCAAUAGGUUAUCAAGAUGUCAAGAAUCAAAUCUGUUAUGUGGCGAUAGAUCGUGUGAAAUAUUCACAACCUAAAAAUAAUGAUGAUCAUGAUAGCUAAUCAAUGAAAGUGAUUUUUAUAUUUUUUUUAUUAAUCUAAAAAAC
This is a messenger RNA of Dermatophagoides pteronyssinus (European house dust mite), 541 nucleotides long. It is a transcript of the gene strat, whose product is annotated as RAB interacting factor STRAT. Gene Ontology annotation, molecular function: zinc ion binding; guanyl-nucleotide exchange factor activity. The record is from RefSeq and is a predicted model, not a curated record. Gene Ontology annotation, cellular component: membrane; cytosol. Gene Ontology annotation, biological process: post-Golgi vesicle-mediated transport; small GTPase-mediated signal transduction. NCBI's taxonomy places the organism in Eukaryota, Metazoa, Arthropoda, Arachnida, Sarcoptiformes, Pyroglyphidae.